GAAAGCAUUCCCAGCCUUCACUGCAGCAGGAGGAGCAGCCUGGACCCUCAGCUGGAGCACAUACUGUAGGUAAAGGAAAAACAACGUGUGCAGAGAUGUUUGCCAUACAGAAACCUGAAAGCAGCCCUCACCAGUCUCCUUUUUAUGGCACUAAGCCUCUGGGAAGCAUACCGUUUCCCAGUGACAAAGAGAGGAAACAGGACACUAAUUUUAACAUUUUGGAGGAGGCAUAUGAUAAAAAUGAAAACUGGAGGCAGGAGAAGAGAGUUGAAGGUGACUGGGAAGAUAAACUAAAUGAAGACAGUGACAAAAUUCCAUUAGAAGAUAACAGAACCAAUCAAAAGAAGAAUGCAAUGGUAAAAUUGAAGGCUGCCAAGUCUGAAGGGAUCAGCUUGUCUUCUUCAGAGGAAGAAGUCAGAAGCCCCCCGGAAGGGGCAGAAAUAAUGCAAUUAGGAAUGGACACACCAGCUCAAGAGACAACAAAGGGAUGCAACGAAUGGCCAGGAUCACCAUUAGAAGACAACGGUUAUGCCAGCAGCUCACUUAGCAUUGACAGUCCUGACAGUAUAACUGACACUACCUGGGAGGACUCCAAAGCUCCUACUUUAGAAUCCACUAAACAGGAGAAUCCUGAAAUGGAGAACUCUGAAGAUGAAUCCUCAUCAGAUUCAGAAUCCCUCACACUGACACUGACGGAAGCUUUCCAGAGUCUACAAGACAAGGAAAAACUAAAGGAGCAAGAAAAAGAGAAACACCAUGCACAAUUGAUAAUGUAUAGGAGACUGGCUCUUCUAAGAUGGAUCAGAAGCCUUCAACAACGAGUGAAGGAUCAGCAGAACAGGCUUCAGGAGAGUUUUGACACUAUCCUAGACAACCGCAAGGAGAUCUUGAGGUACAUCCAGCAUGGCUGCAAUAAAUUACCUACUAAGGAAGCUGCGUGAGAAAGUAAAAAUCAUACCUCUUCUAGAUGUGUAAAAUGCUCAUCCUAAUUUUCUUCACCCUUGAACUCAAAAUAGUCACAAAAACAUAAUGCCAUGUGCAGAAAAGCCAGAUUUAAAAAAAUAUAUACUGAAGGCCACUAUUACAACUUUUACGUACCCAACCAAGUACUGGGAGUGGGAGAGUAACUACUGUAUUUAUUCACCUUGAUGUUAUAUAAAGAAGUAAUAAAGUGACAAGAAACAUAAUAAAUGUUUACAUUGCUAUAACAUUCCCAUCGAAUAAUCUGUAAGAUCAAUUCUUUUGCACAAGCAAUGAGAUAAAAAUACAAAAUGCUUUUAUUCAUCACCAUUCAGAAAAGACUACUCUAUUAUUUUAGUUGAAUAUAUUUUUUAUAUAAAUGUAUUAUGUUACCAUAAAAAAUCCUUUGUGUAAUUGUGUGUGCUAUGUUAAUACAUUAAAUAACAGAAUUAGAAAAAAAAAAUUUAAAAUUCGGCGAAGCAGCCGAUUCGAAUUUUCAAUAAAUUUGCUCAUCUCUAAACAAAAUAUUAAAUGCACAAUAUAUUGCCUUUGGCACAAAAAGUAGCCAUUACCAUAAAAGAUGUACUAUGUAUUUUGUAGCAUUUGUUGAGCAGAUCAAUGUGAUUAUGCCACAAUAAUUCAUGUGAUUUUCAUUCCGUAGGAAUAAAUGGGAUUGUUGCCUUCUAGACACAUAAUAUGCAUCAAUACAAUUUAUUAAAAGUGUUUUCCAGACUACAAAAUGUAUAGCCGCACCCCUUCAUUUUAUACCAUGCACAGCCCCGUAAUUUCUAGUAAACAAUCAAAUGGAUGAGGAGCUCAAUGUAGCACUGCGGCACCUUGAAUCAGCUGAUUUACUGGAUGGACCACCACCAGGAUAAUAUUGUUGGCUCAACCUGAGG
Molecule: messenger RNA, 1859 nt
Organism: Bufo bufo (common toad)
Lineage: Eukaryota; Metazoa; Chordata; Amphibia; Anura; Bufonidae
Gene: C3H1orf216
Product: chromosome 3 C1orf216 homolog
Exons: 2
Coding region: 96-941 (281 amino acids)
Source: RefSeq, a predicted model, not a curated record